Molecule: messenger RNA, 947 nt
Organism: Eruca vesicaria subsp. sativa (arugula)
Lineage: Eukaryota; Viridiplantae; Streptophyta; Magnoliopsida; Brassicales; Brassicaceae
Source: the annotation of a GenBank genome assembly
CUUUAAUUUAUUUCCACAAACAUAAAUUCCAAUUUUCAUCAUACAAACGUUUAUUCUUAUUUUUUAUACAAUAUGAGACGCUGAUGAGAGAGAGAGAGGAGAAAGUGAGUCACAAGAACUACGACAUAAAACCGAACCCAAUUCAAUUCUCCUUUAUUCAGACCAAACACACAGAGAGAGACAACAUUAAUGGGAGAUGUACGGAGGAUCGUGGUGGUUGUAGAAGAUAAAGAAGCGGCGAGGACGGCGUUGCAAUGGGCACUUCAUAACCUCCUCCGCCAAGGUGACACCAUUGUCCUCCUCCACGUAAUCUCUCCUCCGCCGCGCAAGAAGAAAUCGGCGGCGGCGCGUCUCCUCCGCCGCCACGGAUACCAUCUCGCUCUUUCUUUCCGUGAAAUAUGUGACGCUUUCUUCAACACGAAUACGGAGAUAAUAGUGAGAGAAGGAGACGAAGAUGGAAGAACGAUCGCUGAAGUAGUGAAAGAGAUUGGUGCUUCAACGCUUCUCGUGGGUCUCCAUCAGAAUAGCUUUCUUUACAGAUGGGCUCUGAGUGGGAUUGAUGUAACUAGAAACUUCGGCUGCAAAGUGGUGGCUAUAAAGCAGCCUUUGACGGAAGAGUCGCCGCCGGGAAAACCGAAGGGACGCAAGACGUCACAUACGUCAGAUAGUUUAACUAACUUUGACUUUUCCCAAAUCGAAAUUUCUGGAUUACAGGUGCCUGAGACUCCGAUACCUAAAGUGCCGUACAGGUUAUGUCCGAGUCCUCGUGCGAUACUAUGGAGAACAAGACCACGGAGAUCUAAAGCUCGAUACGGUGUAGUUUCAUAGUCUAUGAUUUUUAUUCCAAACAAUAGGAAAGAAACAAAACUCUACCAUCAAUUUUUGUGUCAAAGAAACAAACAAAAAUCUAGUCUUAAGAAAAAAAUCAUUGAAGUUUUUGUGCAGAC